This is a messenger RNA of Salmo salar (Atlantic salmon), 5741 nucleotides long. The record is from RefSeq and is a predicted model, not a curated record. Lineage: Eukaryota; Metazoa; Chordata; Actinopteri; Salmoniformes; Salmonidae.
GUUGUGUUGGUAGAACGUUUGCCUUGCGCGAUCUUGCAAAUGAUCUCUGUCCCAGCAGGCAAUGCACAGACCACGGCAAGCGUACGUAGUGUUAACAGGCUAGGACAAGCUAGCAACGGGGCUUUUGUGCUUUUCAAAACAUUCAAGGAAUAAAACCUAUAGUUUAUGCAAAAGAAGUCAAAGAAACAGCCUACGUGUCAUCAGCAGGAUUAGGGAUGGAGUUCCCUGUGGACGUGUUGGGAUCAGUGAGACAUGAGGAGGAGGAGCAGGCAGCAGAGAGCUACAUGACCCAGCUACGAUACGUCAGCCCCGACAAGGCCGAGAGCUUUACCCUGCCCAGCCACAGAAUGAUCUGUAUCAGUCUGUGUAAUGUUGGUUUUGUUCCCAUCUAUGGAGGAGAACUGAAGCAUAAGAUUCUGGCCCUGUUCGCCCCAGAGGACCAGCUCACAGCGGUAGCUUUGUUUCUGGCGGGUCAGUGGUGGUCUGUCGAGGACAUCCUCAGAACCUCCGACCCCUCCAGAACUGGCCUCCUCAAGGUGAGGAGUCUUGGUGAGCGGAUCGUCCUGUACAUUCUGAACCGCAUCGUGUACCGCGUGGGUGAGAUGGACAAACCUGAGGUGCCCUUCCUGUGCCACGGACAGAACCACUUUGCCAAGCUCCUUUGGAAGGAUGGACACGCAGUCGGUUUCUACUCUGUCAAACCCAAAGAUAGCUUGUGUAAUGGCUUUGUGACCCAACGCUACCAGCUGCCUGUCAUGGAUUCCAUCUUUGUCAGGAAGUGUCAUCGUGGAAACGGUCAUGGUCUGCAGAUGCUGGAGGACUUUGUGGACUCUUUCAAAGAUGACCAGCUCGGCCUGAAGUACCCUCUCUCUCUAACCAUGUAUAAAGUGUGUGGCCAGUAUCUGUGUCGGUACCCAGCUGACCAGGACCUGCUGUGGGUGGUAGAGGGAAUGGGAGGACCCUACCAGAGAGAGAGAGUGGCCAACAAGAUCAAAGCACUGAAAGUGGUGCUCCCCGUGGUGACGGCUAAUGGAGAUCACCAAGCAGCCUCUCUGGACAGCACAGACGUCAACAUGGAAGAGGGCUCAGACAACUGUCUGGACAUCACCGAGGAUGUUUUGGUGCUGAAUAAGCCCCUCAAGUUUAUAGAAGCCCUGGCAGGCACACCAGUGUCAACACAUACCUGGAGUAGUGGACAUAAAAAGCGUGGCAGAGAAGAGAUGGAAGACUCUGAGGAGGAGAGCCAGCCUCUGAAGAUGAACAGAUUGGAGGAGGCAGAGCCCACCACUACAGCUGUAGAGGGAGAGGAGGAGGAAGGAAGUGGGGGGGGUGAGACAGAGUCUGGAGAAGCAGAUGCUGCUCUGUCCCCUAUAGAGGAGGCCACAGCUCAGGAGGCUGAGGUCAAAGGAGACCUGACGGAUGACCAGGGAGAGGAGGAAGAGGUUGCCACACAGGAGCCUGAUACUGUGCUAGAGAACAGAACGACAGAGGAAGAUGUGGAAAUGGAGGAGGAGGAUACGAAGGAGGAAGACUCCAUUGAGGCUAAAGACACCGUAGAUGCAGCUCCUGUGGCAUCAGAGGAAUUGGCUGAGACGGUAGCUGUGGUGAAGGAGGCUCCUCUCCUGUUAGAAGAAGCAGCCUCUGCUACAGAGAAGGCCCCUUCGCCUGCAGAGCCAGCCCCAGCAGAGCCCUCCCUCUCUGUGGAGGUGAUUGAGGAGGCAGGGGGCGAACCUCCAGAGGAGGCCGCAGCUACACCCAUGGAAGAAGAGGGGGUAGAGGGAGAAAAGGAGGGGGAGGAGAAAUCCAUGGAGGCGGCCAUCACAGUGGACAGCAGUAGCCAGGAAGUGGUCCAGGUGGCGGUAGCAGACCUGUCCUACCAGCUUCCGGAGGAAGGAGAGAAUCAGCCUCUCACAGAGGAAGAAGAAGAGGAGGAGGCAAGAGAAGAGGUCAAAGAGGACAAAAAGAAAGAGUUAGAAGAGAUGGAGAAUGUUACAACCACAGAGGAUGAGAAAGAGGAGGGAGAGAGUGAGAGCUCAGACGAGGGUGGUGACGGUAAGGUCCUUUGGAGGAGAGGCAGUGGCCAAGCGGCGGCGCCUAAACAUAAAUCUAAGAGACUGAGCAGAGUGGUCAUGGAGCCCGAGGAGCAGGGCACAGAGCAGCCGGAGGUCACGGAGGAGGAAGAGGAGGAGAAAGCUAGAACGACAGAGGAGGAAGAGGGGGCUGUAGAGAAGAGCUUGGCUGAGGAAGAGGUGGAGGAAGAGGAGCAUCCACCAGUGAUUGACCAGAGAGCAUUGAGGAGGAAGAGCCGACAGGUCCAGGCUCCAAAGAAAGCCAAAGGGAAACGACGCAGCAAGAUCUAAACACAGCAGCCGUUGCAUAUAUAAAAACACACAAAACACAUGUUUAGAGGUGUGCAGUAAGGGAUGUUUUCUACCUGGUUUUAGGGUUUGUAAGGCGUCUAAAGUUAACAUGUAUUAUCUCUGUACGAUGUUGUUUAGAUGUUUACUUUAGGUCGUUUUAUGAAAGGUUUAAGUACAUGAGUACUCAAUACUCGCUGUUGCAAUAAGUCAAUGUGAAGUCUUUAAUGUCCAGAUGUGUUUUUAUUCUUCUUUUUAUUGCCUUGUUCUUUCAGUACUGACUGAGAUUGAGUUUCACAGGCCUGAUGUGGUAGUUUGAAGGUGAUUUUCAUUCUCUAGCUCAGUUAAAUUUUCUCCUAUAGCCUGGUCCUACACUGAGUCUGUGGUUGUUACAUUUAUACUAUUUACAGUAUUUCAAUAGUUUGGGUUGAAAUGCACCUCUUAGUUUGGAGUUCUUGCUGGAGUUAUUUGAUAAAAAAGUCAUUGAAGUUUUGUUCCAAUGAAAGCCAGCGGACCCAGUUGCUCUUGAAGACCAGGUUUUGCUACACCCCCUGUUUUAUGACGACCAGUCACUUGUAUUAAGGAAUGAAAUCUUCCAAAAAUACCUGGAGUUUUCUCUGUUGCACACCACCUAGCUGUCUUCUCUCUUCAGAUGCGCUGAAAUACUUUUUAUUUAGGAAAAAGCUGUGAAUGAACGUCAAUUAUAAUAUGUAAGUUGCACGGCACAGACGCACACAUGCUCAUUGAUAUAUAAACGUGUAUACACACAAAUAUAGUAUUCUGUGAAUAUACCCAGUAACUGAAAUUUGAAUAGGAAAAAUAGAUUUGGUUAUUAUUGUUCUUGCCCAAGUAUAAUUCAAGAUUAUAAUUAAUACUUUAUCUUAUAUCUAAUAGCAUGUUUAAUUGCAGGUGUAUUGAUUUAAGGGUAAAAUAUGUAUAUUACAGUAAGUAGAUGAUAGCAGAAGUGAAAGUGACUAUAUAUACCAGUGAUAUUUUUGUUAUAUACACUGUUGUAUAAUGGCACAACAUUCACUAUUUAGAAACAAAAAUUUGCUACACAAGUUGAGCUAUUUCCGCGUGAAUUUGAUGCUGUCAUUGGUCGGUUCACUGGUAGAGGGUACAUUGAGCCAAAGAUGUGAUGCAGAGUCUGUCAGUGGGCUAUUUAUGUUCCAUGGAUAUGGGUUAAUAUAUAGACCCUACACCUGGGUCCUAUUCACUAAGCACCAAACGAAAGAAAACCUUAAACAGGGAGGGACCACCUGAAACUGGUUUUAGUUUUUCUUUGCAAAACGUUUUGCUACCGUGUGUAGUAAUGAAUAUGACCUGUGUUGAGGGAUUGGAUGGCAUUCCCCAGUGUUUGAGAUGGUUCUAGACAGUUGCAUUGACAGUAAAGGUGCUUUCCUCUGUAUGGAAGGAAACCUGUUAUAGAUUUGGCAGAUCAUGUCAAUGCAACUGUUGGAUGUUAUCCAUAGAAUUACUAAUUUACUAUAAUAGGGAUUCCCCUUUCUAAAAGGUAUAUUUCUGUGAUGUAAACCUCCUUGAUGUCAGAAUGACAAACUCUUUCCCAGAUGGUGAUUUUGGUGGAUGAGUUGGGUGUCUCCCUACUACCCAAUAUCAGUAAAGCUCCCACUAUUUAACCAUUGUUAGUCUAUUGCCUGUAUACCAUAUUUUUUUUAAAGGCAAAGUAUUUCUCUAUUAGUAUGACUGCUGUUUGUUAGCUAUAGCUGUGUCCAGGCAGGUCAUGUAAAAGACUAAAAAGAAGCUACAUCGUAAAACACCUGGUGGAUCUCAAUAGUCUACAGGGGUUUUGUCUCCUUAGCUCUCCUUCACCUGCACUGAUCUGAGAACUAGAGAGAAGUUAAAGCAAUAUGGCAGAAACCUACCUGGGGAUUUUCCACUUCCAGAUCAGUGAAGGAGACGAGGAGAGGAUGCCACUGUUGAGAUGCACCCCAUUUAUUGAUUGUGGAAAACCAGUUUCAACCACUACUACACUUGUGGGUUGAUGCCUUUACGUAUGUUGCUAUCAUCCACCUGCUAAUACUCUGACCCCGGUCCCCCAAAAUGUGAAUAAAGGCUUAGUCUUAACUCUGAUGUACGGAAUGUUACACAGCCAUGUUAGUUCUGGUUGUUUUCAGUUUGAAUGUGUUCUGGAUAUAAGGCAACAGCGGAGGGAGCCAGAGGAGGAGUCAUUGAGCUGCAUUUAGUUUAGUAUGGCCUGUACUGCCGUUUUCAGAUUCAGGUUGAUCAUAGAAGUCCUCUUGGUGGUGCUCAUAUCCUGCUUUACUUGGCUGCUGUGGUUCCCACUGUCUUCUGUGUCUAGGGUGGUUUUAUACAGACUUCCUAGAUAUCUACAGGACUGGGUUUGUGCUGGCUUACCCCAGGGCUGUGUUCAGUGGGGUGCAGUGUUACAGAAAGUUAAGAUGGAAAGAGAUUCUGUUAGCUGGGUACAAGACACUCCUGUCUGCAAUGUUCAGAAUGUGGCACCUUCCUGAACGUACCCUAAUACUCUAAAUGUUAUUUACCUCAUUCACAACCAAUAGCCAGAAUAUGGCAGGCUUUAGUCUGUCUGUUCCAAAUGGCAAAUGAUUCCCUAUAUAGUCCAAUAUAACCUUUAUUUAACUAGGCAAGUCAGUUAAGAACAAAUCUUAUUUAGAAUGAUGGCCUACCCCGGCCUUACCCUAACCUGGACGACACUGGGCAAAAUGAGCAACGCCAUAUGGAACUCCCAAUCACAGCUGGUUGGGAUACAGCCUGGAAUCGAACCAGGGUCUAUAGUGAUGCCUCUAGCACUGAUAGGCAGUGCCUUAGACCGCUGCGCCAAUCAAAUAAAUAAAUAGUGCGCUAUAAAGGGAACUGGGUGCCAUCUAGGAUACACUUACGUUUGUUCUGUUGAAUGUUUUCAGUGAUCAGUUUGUGGUUGGAGAGAUGGACAGUUUGUGUUGACACCAAUGUAAGUCACAUCUGCUAUGGGAAUGGUUUCAUUUCAGGGACUGAUUCGGUUUUUAAAAAAUCAAUUCAGGAGAAGAAUCUAAAUGAAAUGAAUGAAUUGAGUGUUUACUUUCCUAUGAAUUCAAAAAGAAAAAUGUGUGCCUUUUUUUUUACGAUCCUGCCUGUGUUAGGGACCUUGUUCUCCGUGUUGAGCUUUAUCUUUAACUAAUAAGUAGGAUUUCAAAUCACCUGAAUUCACUGAGUUAUAGUAGAUUUAAACUAAUUCCUGCAUCUUGUCACUUCGACAUAAUCUGCCUCUUGUGAUGUUACUGGACAUUUACUAUUGGUUUGUCAGCUGUUUUAGUAUGGACUACUGUAUCUGAUUAUUAAUAUCUUACUGAACGUCUUUCAACCUAUGAAUUCCUUGUAGUUAAUAAACAAUUUUUUUUUCUGGAA